CUUCAUCUUUGACCACCACAUCCAAUCGUGAAACGCAGCAUCAUUCGCUCUGCUGAGAACCGUCUUCGCACUCACAUCGAGCUCAUCUACCGCACUCUUUUGACCUGUUCCAUGCUUGGACGCGGUCUCUUCGGGCGCUCAGCUGGACGAUGUGAAGAGUCAAGACUUGCUGGCCAGCACCUUUUAGGCUCUUCUUCAGUAGUGUCUGCAUGAGCUGCGAUUCGACGACUAGAGGAAAUUCCUUGAGUCUCGUUUCCGGGCGCUGCGAUACAGAAGACUUCGUCAUCGACAUUUGCAGGCGAAAGUUUCAUCAGUGUACGCGCGAUGUCUUCGGCUCCAGCACGUCGACGUCCCAAAGGGCCUUUGCACCCACCAUAUCGAGGUGCGCCCACGUCCGGCAUUAGCAUGUCCGGACCACAGGCUCGACACGGGGGUGGCGCUGUGCCCUCUUCACCUACGGAAGGAACAGACUUAGGUCUCGGCUUCCUUCCUCAGCAGCCAAUCACCCCUAGCCGCAAAAGGAAUUGGACUCCAAGCAUCCAGAGUAUCUCCGAACCCUAUGCUGGACAGUCUGGCUGGUCCUCCCAUGCUCCCUCCAGCAGCUCGUUUGGCGCAGCAGCGGGCGGCGUGGCUGAUGAUCCCGUGUAUGCGCAGCAUGCCGCUCGCGGAUAUGAUCGGGACACCUUGACUUCGUCUUUCGAGUCAUCUUCACGCGCGUGGGAGACGCUAAGUCGGGCUCAAGAAGCAUCACAAGCUGCGCAAGCACGAGAAAGACAGCAGACACUAGCGAUCGCCAGUCAUGGCCAGGAAGAGCCAGCAACGAAGAAGCGCAAAGGUGUAGCGGGUACUAUCGUCGAAGGCGCUGUAAACACUGCCUUAUAUGCCGGCGCAGCCGCUAUCACGGCGUAUUCCCUCUGGUCAUCUUGGGGCCGUCGGCCUUCGGAGACCGAGCAAGCAUCCGCUCAGGAUCAAGCGAUCUCGCCUCCCACUCCGAGCAAGACAACGCUUCCUGGAGGUCUACCAGACUACUUCCCACCGCCACCGUAUGCUGAAGCACCGCUAUCACCAUCUGCUUCGAGCGUCGGCUCAUCGGUUGCACAGAACGCGAGGCGGGCACAGAAUGUCUACAUCUCCCGUCGCAGAAGGCGACCCGUAUUUCAAAGCUAUCGGAACAUGACCGUCGGUCGUCAGAUGGAAGACGGUCUUGCAACACCUAGCACGUCAGCAACCUCCGUAACAUUGCCAAGCGACAUCAUGGAGGCCGGGUCAAGUGACAUGGACGCAGAUGAUGACGAUGACGAAUUCUCUAGGCUCAACAAGCGCAUGGCAGCCAUGAUAGCGGAAGGCCAAGCUGGUGAGCUGCGCUCUUCGUUGAUGAUGUCGAAAGCCCUCGCUUGAGCCGAUACCGUGCCGAGGCAAAGCCAUGCAAGCGUGCUGACCGCUUCAAUCCUCAUUUCU
Ceraceosorus guamensis is the source of this 1458-nucleotide messenger RNA. RefSeq lists its product as hypothetical. The record is from RefSeq and is a predicted model, not a curated record. NCBI's taxonomy places the organism in Eukaryota, Fungi, Basidiomycota, Exobasidiomycetes, Ceraceosorales, Ceraceosoraceae. Bases 325 to 1398 code for a protein of 357 amino acids. The transcript has 3 exons.